Molecule: messenger RNA, 2951 nt
Organism: Linum trigynum
Lineage: Eukaryota; Viridiplantae; Streptophyta; Magnoliopsida; Malpighiales; Linaceae
Source: the annotation of a GenBank genome assembly
ACCAAACUCGAGCCCACUUAACAAAACAAAAUUGGAAAACAGAUCGGGUUAGUGGUCAUUUUCAUACCCGAAACCCUUUCUCCUUCCUCGCGAAAUCAGAUCGGAAAACAGGCAAAACCGUCGUCCCCUUCCGCGGCCGCCUGCACUCUUGAAUUUCCGCGAUUUCAUCCAGGCACAAUGGGAAAAACGCUUAGCCUUCCGAGAUAGGCGGCAGUUUGUUAUUAGGGCUUCCUUCUCCUAGCGGAAGCGAGCGCUCUCCUUUCUCAUCUUCCUCCCUCCGAAAUUGUGGCUUGCCGUCGUUCGCUCGCAGGGAUGUCGGGUUCUCUGCUGGAUCCGAUUCUUCCUCGUCGUCGCCUUCUGGGUCCGGUGGUGGGAUCAAGGAAGAUAUGAGAUCUGUUAACAAGGCCACCGUGGACGUCGUCGAGUGGUACCCUGAUGGCGACGAUGUGAACAGAUUAGAUCGACCGUCUUCUUGGCUGUCGCCCGAUCAUCGGAAGCAGGAGGAAUGCUCGUCGAAAUUUCUCACGUUGCCCACCAUUUUAACACUCGGUCGUGUUGCUUCCGUGCCGCUUCUCAUCGGCAGUAAGUCUCCCAUUUCUUGGACGGGGUUGGGAAUUGAGAUUGCUAUAUCCAGGUGGGUUUGAAUUGAUUUGCAUUAGGGUUUGUGAUUGGAAAUUAUUGUCUCAUUGCGACGAACGGUGGGAUUGGCGUCUAAUUUCGAAGGAGGAUCAGAGGGUUUCGUUGUUUGCUGCGAUAGGGGAAACUGACGCCGGCGCGCAACGAAGAAGAAGAAGAACAACAACGCGACCUGUUUUUCGAUUUGUUUUCGUGAGGAAGGAGAAAGGGUUUCGGAUCUGAAAAUUGUCACUAACCCGAUCUGUUUUCCAAUUUUGUUUUGUUAAGUGGGCUCGAGUUUGGUUCUGGGUCCAGUUGGGUUAAUGGGUUGGGUUGGGUUGGGUGGGGACAUGGUAGGUCUAGUGACGUGGCAGGUCGGGUUUGACCAUUUUCGUCCUGAAAUGAUGUUGAUUAGGCGCUCCCGUUAGUCAUGUCAGCACAUAACUAACUCUGUUAACGAAUUCGAAUGGAGAUUAACGGAGAGUGACUAAAUAUGAACUAUUUCUACAAUUUGAGUGACCAAAAUUAAUAUUACUUUUUUCUAGUGACUAAAUAUGAUAUAAUUUAGUAAUUUCAGUAAUCAAAUGUGGCAUUUACCAAAAGGAAGAAACGAGGAAGAGGAAAAGAAAGAAGGAAGACGACUCCGUGGAAGCGAUCUGUUCUGUUUACAGCGCAUCAUCCAUUCCAUUUCUGCCCCACAACCCCACAGAGCACAUAUUUUGAACCAUGAUGUUACAGAGAUUAAGUCAGAGAGCCCCAGAAAACAGCUGCAGCAGCAGAAUGGUUGCUUACUGAUUAGUUUCCUGCGGUGUGUUUGUUUGUAUUUCGGACGGCCGAAGACGGAGAUCACUGCUGCAUCGCGCAUCUUUCUGUUCUGCAUCUUCAUCUGAUCUGCCUCCUCCACCAACAACUCAAUUCACUGAAUCCCCCCUUCUGAAACGCCGCCACCAUCCCGCGCCAGCGGCCGUUAGCAGCAGCGACGCCCAUCUGAAAUCCCAAGGCGCUGUGUGCUAUAGUUCUCUCUCCGCCACUCCGACUUUUUCCCCCACACCAAAAAAUGGCCACCAACUUGCCGAUGACUUCUCAAAUGGAGCAGAUCCACGGCGAGAUCAACGACAAUUUCCGAGCUCUCUCAAAUGGGUUCCAGAGGCUUGAUAAGAUUAAAGAUUCUAAUCGACAGAGUAAACAGCUCGAGGAGCUUACAGGCAGGAUGAGAGAGUGCAAAAGAUUGAUUAAGGAGUUUGAAAGUGAAAUCAAAGAUGAGGCAACCAGAAAUCCACCUGAGGUCACUAAGCAACUUAAUGACGAAAAACAAUCCAUGGUUAAAGAGCUGAAUUCCUAUGUGGCCUUGAGGAAAACGUACAUGAGUACUAACAAGAGGGUUGAACUGUUUGAUACGGGAGCUGGGGCCAGUGAACCGAUGCCAGAAGACAAUGCUCGAAUGGCAUCAGCUAUGUCAAAUCAAGAACUUGUUGAUGCUGGGAUGAAGACAAUGGAUGAGACUGAUCAGGCCAUUGAGCGCUCCAAAAAGGUUGUUCAACAAACAGUAGAAGUGGGCACUCAAACUGCUGUUACUUUAAAAGGCCAAACUGAGCAAAUGGAACGAAUUGUUAACGAGCUGGACACAAUUCAGUUUUCAAUUAAGAAGGCCUCGCAGCUGGUGAAGGAGAUUGGGAGGCAGGUGGCAACCGAUAAAUGCAUUAUGCUUUUCCUGGUUCUUAUUGUGUGUGGUGUAAUAGCAAUAAUCAUUGUGAAGAUUGUCAACCCAAACAACAAGGACAUCAGAGACAUUCCUGGACUGGCACCCCCAGCCCCGGCAAGGAAACUUUUAUAUCUAAGGGAUUCUCAAAAUCUGUAAGAGUAUAUUCAUUCAUCCUUUUGAGAAAUACAGAAGAACAGACAUUCCCAUCCACGGAUACCAUCAUGAUUAGUUUCGGAGCGGAAGGAAGAAUCCUGCUUGCUACUGGCGCUAUGCAACCCCAUUCUUGAUUGUUUUACUUUGCAUGAGAUGUGCAUAUUUCGUUUGGAGAAUGUUUGUGUACUAUAUUUGUUCAAGUAUCCGAGAUCCGUCAUGUCCUGUAUUCUUUUUCCCUGUACACCACUUAUAUAGCUACUUUUAGGUGUGUUCUGAGGCAAGACAAGGCAUUUACUGAGUUUGAUUGUUUCUUUCUGUGUUGGUUAAAGGUUCUUACUGGGUUUGUUCUCGAAGCAUAUAUGCUACGUACUCUUGUGCGAGCUAUUGUUUGGUUGUAUUCUCUUCUGUUCUCACAUAUCCAUUCAUUGGACGAAGCACAAAUACACUCGGCUGAAAUCAUUAAUGAAUUGCGAUUAGGUAA